Molecule: messenger RNA, 6113 nt
Organism: Physella acuta
Lineage: Eukaryota; Metazoa; Mollusca; Gastropoda; Physidae
Product: glutamate receptor ionotropic, kainate 1
Biological process (GO): monoatomic ion transport
Cellular component (GO): membrane
Molecular function (GO): ligand-gated monoatomic ion channel activity; signaling receptor activity
Source: RefSeq, a predicted model, not a curated record
UAAAGUUCAAGGGCGCUGACGCAGACGUGAAGACACGGACAGAGCUGCGGCGUGGAUGAAGAACUUGGAGACUUUCAAGAUGUCGUCUGUCUGGUCGUCUGUCAUCUUCAUGCUAGUCCUUCUACAGUUGACCAAGUCAGCAUUACAGACAAAUAUUCAUAUAGGGGCGAUGAUCGAGAAGGAACACCUAGACCAGCUGAAGGCGUUGGAGGAGAUCAUCGCCACCACCAACCUCAACAACUACAUCGAUAAACUCGUCAUCAUGAAUGUAGGAGGGGACACCGACUUCCAUGACAGCUACAGCGCUCAUCGGAAAGCCUGCAGGAUGACAUUCAGUGGUAUAGCCGCCAUGUUUGGGCCAAUGACCAGCCUUGCGGCCGGUCACGUGCAGUCCAUCUGCAACGCAUUUGAGAUCCCCCACCUGCAGUGGCGCUGGGACCCCCGGGACAAGAGGGACUACUUCUCCAUCAGCCUGUACCCCUACUACGUCAGUCUCGGCACGGCCUACAAGGACGCAGUCAGGCACUGGGAAUGGGACAGGUUCACAAUUCUCUACGAGGAUAACGACGGUCUGACACGGCUGCAGGAAGUGCUGAAGAACACGGCAGACCAGCCGGCCGCCAUCACCAUCCGGAAACUGGAACUGGGAGACUCGGACUACAUCACCCUGCUCAAGGAAUUAAAAAGUAAAGGCGAAAACAGGUUCAUCAUCGACUGCAACAUAAAUCUAGUUGACAGGUUUCUGCAUACGGUUUUGCAACUACAGAUGAUUUCUUAUCAAUACCACUACUUUUUUACAACAUUGGACUUAGCCACGCUAGACCUGGAAGACUACAAAUAUGCAGAGGCCAACAUCACAGCCUUUCAGCUCAUUGACCCAGAGAGGCCAGCCGUCAUUCAGUUUAAAAAUGAAUUGCUCCGAGGUUUCAACAGUGCCAUAGUUUUAAGUGCGAACUCAGAGCUGAAGACAGAAGCAGCAUUAGUGGUUGAUGCGUUUAAACUGUUUGUUCAUGCUAUGAAAUCACUUAGCAAUGCCCAGGAUGUAACAACAGUCAGCCUAUCAUGUGACAAAGUGCAAACAUGGCAAUAUGGCAAUAGUUUACUCAAUUACAUGAAAGCUACCAAAUUUGAAGGCCUAUCAGGAACAGUCAAGUAUGAUGACGGAGAGAGAAAAGACUUUAGUCUUGAUCUAGUCUAUCUCACCAGCAAUGGACUUAUCAAGGCUGGUAAAUGGGACAGCAAAAUUGGCCUGAACUUCACACUGGAACGUGCUAUACCCAAAGAAAUUGUGCCCAAGAACAAAGUGUAUACUGUGGUCACCAAACUGCGUGACCCUUAUGUGUUAGUCAAUGCCUCUGCCCCCUCAGGCUAUGCAGGCUUCUGUGUUGAUUUGUUAAGUAUCAUAGCUAAGGCCAAGAAUUUCACGUUCACGAUAGUGCCACUGACUGCAGUAGGCUCGGCCAGCACAAACUGGACUGGUGUUAUGGGACAAUUGAUGAACAGGGAAGCAGAUAUAGGCAUAGGAGAUCUGACAAUCAACUUACAGAGAGAGAAAGUUGUUGAUUUCACAAAGCCAUUUUUAACAUUAGGUAUCACCAUUCUGUACAAGAAGCCGGCGCCCAAGACUUUAAAUCUGUUUUCUUUUUUAUCUCCAUUAUCACUUGAUGUCUGGGUGUACAUGAUUGCAGCCUACUUGUGUGUCAGCUUCAUGCUGUUCGUCAUUGCCCGGUUCAGUCCGUAUGAGUGGUGCAACCCCCACCCCUGCAACCCUGACACUGACGAGGUGGAGAACCAGUUCACUGUCAUGAACAGUUUGUGGUUUACCAUUGGCUCUCUCAUGCAGCAAGGCUGUGAGAUAGCACCAAGAGCGCUAUCAACCAGGCUGGUGGCAGGCAUGUGGUGGUUCUUUACCCUCAUCAUGAUCUCCUCCUACACCGCCAACCUGGCAGCUUUUCUCACCGUGGAGCGGAUGGUCUCAGACAUCAACAGUGCUGAAGACUUGGCCAAACAAACCAAAGUGAAAUAUGGGACUCCAGCUGGGGGUGCCACGCAAGACUUCUUCAGACUCAACAAGUUAGCCCUUUACUCAGGAAUGUGGGAGUUCAUGAACAGAACGCCAGAUGUUUUUAUGGUGGAUGAAAAAGCUGCAGUGGAAAAAAUUAAGAAAGGAGAUUAUGCCUACAUAACGGAAUCAACUACUGUUGAUUACUUGGUGGAAAGAAAUUGUGAUUUUAUGAAAGUUGGUGGGCUUUUAGAUUCUAAGGGUUAUGGUUUUGCUACACCUCAAGGUUCACCAUUGCGAGAGAUGUUGACAGAAGAAAUUUUAAGGCUGAAAGAAGACCAGACAAUUGAUGAACUGGUUACUAAAUGGUGGAAGAAAGAGCUAGGGGGAGGUAAAUGUGAGGCAGAAAAAACAACGUCAUCUGGAAGUGCAGCUGAGCUGGGUGUAGAAAAUGUAGGAGGUGUGUUUGUCGUGUUGACUGGCGGAGUUAUUGUUGGAUUUUUCGUUUCACUUUGUGAAUUUAUUUGGAAAGCAAGAAAAAAUGCUAAAAAAGACAAGCAAACCUUGUGCUCUGAAAUAUCAGAAGAAUUUAGAUUUGCUGUUCGAUGUUUUGGCUCCAAAAAGUCCAAACAGAAAAAUGAAGAUGAGAUAACUGACAAUGGAUUGCAAUUUAUGCCUCUCACAGGAUAUGGCCAACGGUCGGAUGGAAAAGAGGUUUAUGCAUAACCAGUGCUUUAUAAUAGUUGAAUAUCAACUUUACUUGCAUUUCUAGUUGUAAAUUCAUUCAGCAUUUAGUUCAGUUUUUUUUUCUUGUUUUUUUUUUUUUUUUACAAUUUGAUAGAAACAUUUUAAUAAAAUGAAUUGUACAUUUUUUUAAAGAGCAAAAUAAGCUGAAGCAGGUAUGUGUAAUUAACUGGCAUUUACCAAUCUUGAAAUCAUAAUGCACUAUUCUUUAAAAAGCCUUAUGUUAAAAAUAGUGCCUGAUUGUAUUAUUUAACACCCAGUUCUCCUUACAUCAGAGCAGUGAGACAAUAAAAUAUUCUGUUUAGAUAAUGAAUUCAGUCUACUGAAUUUAUUAAGUAAGAUUAAUAGUGCUAACGUUCACAAUUAAUUCAUCACCAUUUUGUGUAACCAAAAUAAAAAAAUUAUUGGAAUAUUUGUAUAAUUAUUAAGGCAUUUGUUAACAUUUAUAAAGUGUCCAAAUUUAAGGGGGAUUACAUGAUUAAGUUGCUAUGAACAAAUUGAAAAUUCUGCAUAAGAAAAAAGAACAAGGGGAAAUUUAUGUUAUGCCACACGUUUUAUUUUUUUUAUUGCUGCACAUGUACAGUGUAAAAUUUUUUUUUUACAGAUUUCAAUUUUCUUUGUUGGAAGUUGACAAAAUAAUAGCUAUCUAGCAUUUCCCAUUUAAUUAAAUUGUCGGACCCAGAACAGAAACUUUUAUUUGUAAAAUAAAAAAUCCACUGUAAUCUAUAAAUGGUUAUGCAAAGAAGACAGACACCAUGCUGACAGUCUAAAAUAUUACAAAGUUAAAUUGUGAAGAAAUAACUGUUCAAUUUUUGUAAAUGAAGAAAAACAAUUUUCCCAAGCUGCAAUCCUCCUCACUAAGUGUACAAAUUAUUGUAACAUAAUAACUUUCAUUCACUUGUUUUUGUUGUUCAUUUUUGUAUCAUUUUCAUUUCAAAUUAUAUUUUACAAAAACAAUUUUUUUGUAUUGAUUAACUUUUAAUUUUUUAAACAGUCUGAGUUUGGUUUAUUUUAAUCUAAUACAAAAAAUGCAUUUAAAAUGUUUAAAAAAUAGUAAGAUAAAAUUUUUCUGUAAAGUUUAAACUGUUCUUGUAAAUAAGGCAGCAUUGAACUGAAUUUAAUUAAAUCGCAAACUCUUUAAUCAGCUAUUUUUAAAUCUUGCGAAAUGUAGAUAUAUGUUCUGAAUACAAAUAAAUUGGAUUUAAUAUUUUAGAAGCCUCAAAAAUGUUUCUUUAGUCUUGUUUUUUUUUGUACUCUAAAAUUAUUACUAUUAAAAGAGUUUUAAAUUCCUUUUAAAAUAUCUCAAUACUUAAGCUAAAAUUAGUUAAAAAGUUAGUUUUAUAUAAAAUCCAUUUCUUUCAUUUCUGUGAGUGUGAUUAUAAUUUUUAAAAAUCCAUGAAUGCACUGUUCAGUGCAGCUGACAGGAGUGUGUACAGUAUUAUAAAAACAAAUGUUAAAACAUGAUGUGUAAAAAUAUGUAGGUUGUGUAUUGUAUAUAUUUGAUUUUAUCACAUGUAGUACAUUUUAAAAUGUCGAAGGCACAUUUUAGCCAUGGAUAUUCAAAUAAUAAUGUCAAGAUACACUUUUUAAAUUUUAAGUUUAGAGUUUCUUGUUACUUUGAUCAAUAAAUAAAAAAUUCCAAAAUCAAUUUAAAAAUGCUUGUACUGCUAGGCCAAUAUAAAUUUUGAUCUACUUUGUGUAUAACAUUGUAUACAGAGACCAAAUUAAUGUCAAUCAAAAUUACAUCCAUUUUAAUAUCAAAUCAAUAUUUUGUGCCUUAUCUGGUUCAGCACUGUGAUUUUUAAAAAAACUAAUGAAAUUGUUUUCAGAUGGUGGCAUAUGUUGAAAUGUAAAUCAUUUAUGAGAUAUUUAUUAUCUCAAAAGUACUUGCCAAAUUGUUCGAGUAAUAUAAUAUGUAAAUGUAUAUAAAUACUAAACUUUAUAUCAUUGACUGAAUUUCACAUUCUCUAUGUUUAAUAUUUAAUUGUUUGUUUCAUUUCAUCAAAAGAUUACAAUAGGUGAUUCAUUCAAUAAUAAGAUAUUUUUAAUUCAAACAUUUCGAAUGCAAUUACAUAUAUUUAUAAUCUAGAAAGUUUUCUUGAUUGUGUAACAUUUGCAUUCCUCAGGAUAGAUUUGUAAAAAUGGAUUGAUUAACAGACUGACUUGUUAAUUUGAAUGGACAUUUUUUUAUAAGAUUUACACCUUUUUAUUAAGAAGUAGAAGUUGUAAAAUAACAUAUUUAUUGACUUCUUUUCCCCAUAUAUUAUCCUUUCAUAUCAAUUUUCUCUUUCAUCAUGUAAGAUUAUUUAUUAGCACCUUGUGUGCAAUAUGUUUGAACAAUUAUUAAUCUAGUUUUCUCCUUUUAAAUGUUGUCAGAAUUUUAUAUACACCAAGACUGUUCAACUUUUUAAAAUCUGCCAGAACUUGCUAAUUCUAUUAAAAAAUUCUUCCUAUAAAGUUUUUUCUUAAUUAGUCUCUAGAAUUUCUAAGUCAUCACACAUCACUGAUGAUAUUUUGUGCAAUCAUACAAAUCUUAGCAUCCGCUUUUAAUACUUAAGCAUACUAAUUAUUUCAUGAUACCUUCUUGUCAUUUUUAGAUCACUAGUUUAUUAAAAAAGAGAAUCCAUUUUUUAAAAAAAAGUUGUGUUUAAAACGAGCAAAGACAAACAUUAAACUAAAUUGUCUAAAAAAUGUUCCUGAGCAAAGAUAAUUCACCACGAACACAGAGCCUUCUAGUAAUUAAAAGGGACUUGCCUACGUUUCAUUCAUUUGUUUGCUUUACUAAUAUUGUUCUCUCACACAUUCUUAUUGUUUUCAUAAAGUGUGAAAAAAGCUUAAAUUGUUAAAUGCUGUUUGAGACAAAUUCAAUUGAAUUUCUAGCUGAGCAUUGCAGUUUAAAUAUUGUCUUUGUCAAAGUCAACACAGAAAUUUGGAUCUUCAUUGGUGAAGAUUUUCAAUUUGUAGUGCAUUCACUCUGGUGUUUGAAACUUCUGAAAACUAGACACAAUAUUCAAUAUUUAACUUUUGACAUAUUAUUAUUGCAUAGAGAAUCUGACAAAUUUGAUAACAUUUAGUGCAUACUACAUUUUUAGUGAUGUUCCUUUACAAAUUUUGUAAUACAUAGUAAAUAGACAUUGUAAAGCUUUAAAUAAUGCUCUUUUAAUGAAUAUUUUAAAUGUAUACUUAGAUUAUACUGUAGACAUUUUUUUCAAACAGUUUUGACAAUAUUUGACUAAAAACCUAAUUUGCAAGUAGCUAUGGAAUAAUUUACACAUCAAUCAUGUAUCAUCAGAAUGAUUUUUUUUUUACUUUUUAUCCAUGGCAAUAAACUUGCACUCAUUGAUUAAACAAAACUUUUGGUUGUUAC